UUGCCAGUUCGUGUUUGACAGCCAACACCGUUUGGACGCCUAUGUGUAUGCGUGUGACAACUUUGGAGGCCUUUUGUGACCGUCAAAAAGGUCUCGGACACACCCCGACAAUCGAGACUAAGUGAAAAAUGUACUAAACCCGUUUACUAAUCGUAAAAAUUCCAUAAAAUCACAUUGUGUCUGUCAAAAAAUUGCGUGCGAGGAGCCGCGACCGAUAGUUUUUGGUUUGUUAUUACAAUCAGACCGAACGACGGUGUGUUGUUCUAAACGAGUGGUUUUAACGUGAUUUUUCCUGGUUGUUACACGUUUAGGUUUAGGGUUGUUAAAUGGAAAGGGGUCGGAUACGGCCCGAAUUGACGGGUAGCCGGAUUACCAAGCAAACUGGAACUGAUGGAAUUAGAAAAUAUUGUCGCAAACACCGUAUAUCUCAAAGCGAGAGAAGGGGGCUCCGAUAGUAACAAGGGGAAGAGUAAGAAGUGGCGAAAAAUCCUUCAAUUUCCACACAUAUCCCAGUGCAUUGAUCUUGUUAACAAUACUGAUGUUCGAUAUGAAUAUGUAGUCGACCAACAACCUAUAGGUAAAUUAUUAUUUUUGCAAUGGUGCGAGGCGACAAGACCUCAUUUGCAUCGUUGCAUGAAAUUUCUCGAAGCCACCGAACGUUAUGAAGUAGAAACGGACGAGCAACGGGUGGAGUUGGCCGAAACCAUCAAGAAAGAGUUCAUGGUGGGUCCAUCCGGAGAUGAGUGCCUUUCGUUUCCGGAAUUGGGCGUCGAACUGCCUACCAGUGACAAAUUAACUAAUGGACAUAAGGAUCUGUUUGCUCCUUGUGUCCAAACGAUCAAAACGACUUUAGCUGGAGAACCUUUCAGGGAUUUUACUAAUUCAAUGUAUUUUCAUCGAUAUCUGCAAUGGAAAUGGCUCGAGUCGCAACCGAUUACUUAUAAAACGUUUAGAAUGUAUAGGGUACUUGGAAAAGGUGGUUUUGGAGAAGUGUGCGCUUGUCAAGUGAGAGCAACGGGUAAAAUGUACGCUUGUAAAAAAUUGGAGAAGAAACGUAUUAAAAAAAGAAAAGGAGAAAGUAUGGUUUUAAUUGAAAAACAAAUUUUGCAAAAAAUCAACUCAAGGUUUGUCGUAAAUUUGGCGUACGCUUAUGAAACGAAGGACGCUCUUUGUUUGGUCCUAACAAUUAUGAACGGCGGUGACUUAAAAUUUCAUAUUUACAAUAUGGGUGGGGAGCCUGGACUUGAUAUUAAUCGUGCUAAAUUUUACGCCGCCGAAGUUAUUUGCGGGUUGGAUCAUUUACAUCAAAGGGGUAUCGUUUAUAGAGAUUGUAAACCCGAAAAUAUUUUAUUAGAUGAUGCAGGGCAUGUAAGAAUAUCAGAUUUAGGUUUAGCAGUAGAAAUUCCUGAAGGAGAAUCUGUUAGAGGAAGAGUGGGUACUGUAGGAUAUAUGGCUCCAGAAGUAAUAGAUAACGAGAAAUACACAUUUUCACCUGAUUGGUUUAGUUUUGGAUGUUUACUGUAUGAAAUGAUUGAGGGUCAAGCGCCGUUUCGAGCGCGAAAAGAAAAAGUUAAACGCGAAGAAGUCGAUAGGCGAGUUAAAACUGAACCGGAAAGAUACUCAAACAAAUUUAGCGAGGAAGCGAAAUCUGUAUGUCAACAAUUAUUAGCUAAAACUCCCGCUCAACGUCUUGGCGGACGAGCUGGACGACACGGAGCUGGUUUAUUAAAACAACAACCGUUUUUCCAAUCGAUUAAUUGGAGGCGGUUAGAAGCUGGAAUGGUUGACCCCCCAUUUGUACCAGAUCCUCAUGCUGUUUAUGCAAAAGAUGUGUUGGAUAUUGAACAAUUUUCGACUGUUAAGGGUGUAAAUAUCGACGAAAAUGAUUCGACGUUUUACACCAAAUUUAAUACAGGUUGCGUGUCUAUUCCUUGGCAAACGGAAAUGAUCGAAACGGACUGUUUUAGACAGUUGAAUGUGUUUGGAGCUCAAGGAACUCGGACACACGAUCUUAUACUUACACCGCCAACGACACCAGAACAUAAAGGCUGUUUUCCAUUUAGAAGACGGAAAAAACCACCAGCUCGAUUAAGGCCAGUACCAAUAAACCCCCUUUUGCUACCACAAGUGAUGGAGAGCUGAUAGCCUAAGGCACAAAACGAAAUCGUCCAAAACCCAUCGCAAUGCCCCGUCUUCCCUGUUAUUUUGUGUUCACAUGACAUCAGUCAAUUUUAAGUUAAAAAAUGAAAAAGAAAAAGAAGAAAAAUCGUUUUAAUUUAAUUUUUUUUUCAUUUUUUUUCUCUUAUAGCUCUUGGUUCUUGUCAUUUUGUUUAUUUAAACAUUUAAAUCCCCUAUUAUUAUACAAUUUAAUACUUUUUUUUCAUAAUAUUAAAAAAUUCUUGUAAAUAUCACCCCCUUUUUGAGUUUAAUAAUUAUUAAUUUUUAAUUAAAUUUAUCAGUAUGUAUAGUUCGGGUGUACAGUUCGGGCGAGAAUCUUUUGGUGGAUGUGAGGUAAGAGAGGUUUAGUUACCGGCGCAUGUGAUGAUUCAAUGAUGAAUUUUACUUCAAGGUGGUCUCUAAAAUAUUUAUCGUAAUUUACUUAACUAGUACUUAGGGCUGUCGUGAGAUUGUCAAUCCGCAGAACUCUUAGGAAUCGUAACGCACAUUUCAUUUUAUUUUCGGUGCUAGAUAUAAAGAAAUGUUUUUAAUUUUGUUUACUUUGUGAUUUUACGCACAUGGAAUAUAAGAACUUCUUUUUGUAUUUAUUAAAGAAAAAAAGAGGCAAAAACAGUAUAAUAAAUAUAACUUAUUGAUAUCGCAGUAAUAUUUCAAUAUUAUUAAUCGCAACCAGACAUUUAUAUGCGCUAAAAUCUAAACGAAACCGUUCGUUAUCAUUGUUAUAAUUGUAUCGUUAGCGAUAUUUUAUCUCGAUAAAUGUGAACUAUACUGAAACCCACAGCAAUUCAAGAAACCCCAAAAAAGAAACUAAAUUGCAAGCGUACAAUAAAGCCAAUUUUUUCGAAAAUUAAUGCAAAAAUACAUACUGCUCAAUUACGAUUCGGAUUUAUAAAAACACUACUACAAAAUAUGAGUGGCCGAAUAUCAAAAUAUUUUUAUAAGAAGACCAUUUUUUUCAUUGUUUACGUGUGAUCCUAUUUAGGUGUUUAAUCCUAUAAUAUUCGUGUAUACAAGGAUCAGUUAAAGAUUCGGACAGAAAAAUGUGUUGGAUACCGCCCCAGCGAUUAAAUAAACACGGUAGUCGAUUAUUCUAUGGAAAAAAACGCAUGUCUUGGACAUAGAAACCUUUUUGAUUAAGCAAUUUGAAUGUUAGUUAGGAACUCGAUGUAUUUUCAAAAAAAAAUUAAUAAUAAAAGACCAUUAUAUUGUUUUA
Onthophagus taurus is the source of this 3391-nucleotide messenger RNA. RefSeq names its product G protein-coupled receptor kinase 2 (gene Gprk2). Gene Ontology annotation, cellular component: cytoplasm. Gene Ontology annotation, biological process: signal transduction; regulation of signal transduction; protein phosphorylation. Gene Ontology annotation, molecular function: G protein-coupled receptor kinase activity; ATP binding. Lineage: Eukaryota; Metazoa; Arthropoda; Insecta; Coleoptera; Scarabaeidae. The record is from RefSeq and is a predicted model, not a curated record.